Messenger RNA from Zychaea mexicana, 2321 nucleotides. Its product is annotated as mediator of RNA polymerase II transcription subunit 1-domain-containing protein. Gene Ontology annotation, cellular component: mediator complex. The record is from RefSeq and is a predicted model, not a curated record. Gene Ontology annotation, molecular function: transcription coregulator activity. Gene Ontology annotation, biological process: regulation of transcription by RNA polymerase II. Bases 163 to 2253 code for a protein of 696 amino acids. The transcript is spliced from 12 exons. NCBI's taxonomy places the organism in Eukaryota, Fungi, Mucoromycota, Mucoromycetes, Mucorales, Lichtheimiaceae.
UUGAUAGAUAGUCAAGACUGGUUUUCUUUGUAACUAUUUUAUUGAUGGGAGUGCUCAUCGCUCUUGCACCCUUCGGAGAUACUGCCAAAGUCGUUCGAGACAACGACGACGCGCUUUUGCUUUGCUCUUCUUUUUGCUCCUUCUCUUGAAUCAAGUCCUAUAAUGCAAAAAGCGACUGAUUUAAAAAACUCAAUCAGCUCAUCGGUCUAUGGCAUUCAACAUCUUUUUUCCGAUCUGGAAAAGCAAUGGUCUGCUUUAAAAAAGACGCCUCAACCGCCUUCAGUAGCUAAUGAAGUACAUGCUUUGGGGCCUGCCAAUCUGGAUAACGUACGACAUCAAUUUACGUCCUGUAUCGAUUCCAUUCGAUCUAUAUGUACACAGUUUGAAACAGAAGUACUCAGCGACGUAAAAAAGAUGGGUGCCGGUGCCGAUCCGGCAUUUCGCAAACACUUGACGCACUUGAAAGAGCAAGCACAGCUCGAAAACACAGUAAUGCGCGUAAAAGAAACUUUAAAAGACACCAAAGAUCAAUUGGAACAAUCGUUGAACGAUCGCGAAGAAUCCAAGUUAUCAGUGCAAACACGUAAACUCGAAAGACUGGCACAUUCGCUGGGUUUGAUGCCUUUUGUGGAAGCUUCACAAAGGAAUGAAUCAGGGGCACAAACCACCACAUUUACUUUGGGAGGAACAUCUAUUGUUGUUGACAUAUUUCUGGACGAGGCAGGGCAUGUUCUUCGCACCAAAGUGACCUAUGUACCCGACAAUCUGCAAAGCGAUCAAAACGAUAGAGUCGACCAAUUGUUAGCAAAGAAUAUGCAGUCGCAGACCUUUGAUGUAUUUUCGCGAAACGUAGGAGCGCUGGCGCUACUCGAUCAAAUGAAUGUCAAAUAUGCACCCACCGACUUUUUCUUGAUCUUACGCGGAUUAAUAGCAGAUUUACAGAUGAUUUACAGUCAAGAAAUGCAGCUCUUAUCCAAGGAUGUUGCCAGCGUGCUAAUGGAAGGACAUGGUGUACCAAACAAACAUCUGGAUUACCCGGGCCUUUCUAUUUCAUAUUGGAUCAGUAAAGAGCUCUUCCUUGGAAGUGAUUGGGAAGCAGUCGGUGAAGCUAUCGAAAAAGACGAGAACCAUCCGCUGCUGUCAAACACCGCAAAAGUAUUGAUAUCAUUUGAAGAGUCCCAACAGCCACAAUAUUUCAUCCCUACACAACGUAAACAUUUUAUGGUGGAUCUCGAAGAAUCGAUCGAUAAUAUCAAAGAAUCGGAAAAUGGCGAGCAUCUUGAUAUUGUCAAGGAACGAACGUGGCCAAAAUUUAUGCAGCCGAUGCGAUUCGUCAAAAUGAAGCCUACCUAUCCCAACGUGACACCGGUCCCUGUACGAUUUGUUGCCAAGCUUGAUCCGCCAAUACCCGCUGCUGAUGCUAUCGUGCGAAAAUUGAUGAUUGCUACAGAUCUGGUCAAUGACUCUUUUGCAGUUGUGGAAAACACGCCGUCUUCUGAUAUACCUUGUCUGGAGGAUCUGUUGGUCAAAGAUAAUGCGUCAUCUCUGAACGCAGACACUACCUGGACCGUUGAAUUUGAGAAUGCAUCAACACAAGUAUACAAGUAUAUGCGGUCAUCACCAACCUCUGGCAAAAUCUUAACACGAGUCCCAUUCAACCAUCCACGUCAACUACACAACAUUUUGCAGUAUCUAAGACAGCAGCAAAUGUUCAACACACUAUUUCAAAGUAUCUUCAAUGGCGAAGCCAAACAGCAGGGAUCUGAAAAAAACCGUGUUCUUGCGCUUGACCAGAUUUUGGAAGAGAGUCAAUCGGACGACAAGCUAUAUGUUGAAGUCGCGAGCGUGGAUGCUCCGGGAAUGAUACAUCUCACCCUAUCAUUGCCACCUUCUGCCCACUCUGACCGUCUUGCCUUGCUGUCAGUCUCUAUUGAAGUUCCUAAAGAUACACCAGCAAAACCUGUGGUACGGCUGGAUCCUCCUUCUGCUGGUGAACGUGAUCCAAUGCACCGAUUAGCCUGGCAGCCAGACAUCUUUGACGAGGACAAAAUGACACGCGUUAUCCAAACAGGAUAUAACAUCCCACUCCUUGUUCGAUGGCUAUGGAAGCGGAUAGAACAGCAUCCUGAAAUGGAUUACAUUGUCCAAACAUCACGGCUUGGAUUAAGACGAUCACGCAAUGAAGAUAGAACCCAAACACAACAGCAUUACGAAAAGCGUAUCAGGACAGAAUUUGAUAGCUUCCCGCAUUAACAGUGAAAAAAUAAACAAAACAGGCAUUACGAGCAUCCAUUUAAAGUAUUUUAUAUUACUGCAUUUAC